AUGAGUGGGAGACUGCUCUCCCGCAGCUCUGCGCUGCUAUCCCGGAGAAGCUCUUUAAUCACCCGUCAAAUCCACCAUACAGGCGGUGUUCAAUCCGGGGGGCUUUUACGUUCUCCAGGCAAUGGAUACUACUUACGCGCUCGUCUUCCGCCCUUGCCCGUCGGGCAAAACUGGAUUCACCAUGUGCCCGCUGUCCGGACGAUAUCGUUUGCAAGGAUCAUCCCGAAGCUGGCUAUGAAACUGGUGAGGGUGCCCGCGAUGUUUGGAGGAGCAAUGAUUGCGGGGUUGGCGUAUUUGCAGUACCAAGCUGCUCAGGCGGGUAAUUAUGCCCUAGACAUCUUCAAAUCCGCGGGAGAGACAGCGAGCGGAAUCGCUUCAAGCGCCCUUCAGGGUGUACAGGGAGUGGCAGAUCAGACCAAGAGAGGAUGGACAAGGACAACGGAGCAACUUGAGCUCCCUGAAUGGGCACAGAAAAUACUACGACUUGAAGAGUAUGCCUCGACGUCGGGUGGGUCUUCGGGUUCCGGUGGAAGCGGCGGAUCCCCAAAGAAGAGCAGAACUGGUGCGGCUGGAGUAGCAGGUGCAGCGGCUGGAACUGCUUUAGAAUACGAUUCAACAGAUGAUGAGGUUGCAGAAGGGCAACGCGUAGUUGACGAACAGAUGAUGACACUAACAAGAAAAAUGAUUGAGAUCAGAAAUAUGCUUCAACGUGUUGGGCAAUCCACUUCUCUCACUCUCCCAUCGAUCGUUGUUAUCGGUUCACAGUCUUCGGGGAAAAGCUCGGUUUUAGAGGCUAUUGUUGGACAUGAGUUCUUGCCAAAGGGAUUGAACAUGGUUACUAGACGGCCAAUUGAACUAACCUUAGUGAAUACGCCAAACUCCCAAGCAGAGUAUGGUGAAUUCCCGGCUUUACGUCUUGGAAAAAUUACGGAUUUCAGUGUUAUACAACGCACUCUCACUGAAUUAAACAUGGGCGUACCGGAGAAGGACUGCGUUGCAGAUGAUCCGAUUCAGCUCUCAAUAUAUUCGCCCCAUGUUCCGGAUUUAUCUUUGAUCGAUUUACCAGGCUAUAUUCAAGUUGCUGGCCGUGAUCAACCACCAGAACUGAAACAGAAGAUCUCUGACCUUUGUGACAAGUAUAUUCAAGCACCCAAUAUUAUACUAGCCAUAUCUGCAGCCGAUGUUGAUCUUGCAAAUUCAACUGCUUUACGUGCUAGUCGACGUGUUGAUCCCCGUGGAGAACGUACGAUUGGCGUGAUUACCAAAAUGGACCUGGUUGACGCCGACAGAGGCGUCAGUAUGCUGAUGGAUAAGAAGUAUCCCCUCCGUUUGGGAUAUGUGGGGAUUGUGUCCCGAAUUCCCCCCACCACUGGGCUAUUUUCAAGAGGAGCCGGAAAUAUAACAAAUGCAAUCGCCAAAAACGAAUCAGCUUACUUUAACAGCCACCAACAAUUUGGGCCCCAAAGCGAAGUUUCAGUUGGAACUACAACAUUGCGAAAGAAAUUGAUGCGCGUAUUGGAGCAAACUAUGGCAUCAAAUUUGGCUAGCACCCGAGAUGCUGUGUCGCAAGAGCUGGAAGAAGCUACAUACGAAUUCAAAGUCCAAUAUAAUGAUCGCCCACUCAGCGCCGAGUCAUAUCUUGCAGAAAGCCUGGAUAGCUUCAAGCAUUCGUUUAAGGAGCUUACUGAAAAUUUUGGCCGCCCGCAAGUUCGAGAAAUGUUAAAAGCCCAUCUUGACCAACGUGUCAUGGAUAUUCUCGCCCAACGGUACUGGAACAGACCUAUUGAUGACCUAUCCCCGCCUCUUCUCGAUCUAGACCCCCUAUCAGAGCUUCCAAAAGCUGAUGCAGAGUCCUUGUAUUGGCAUCGAAAACUAGAUGCCUCCUCGUCAGCCCUAACAAAAUUAGGGAUUGGACGAUUAGCUACUACAGUCGUAGCAAACGCAUUACAAAAUCAAGUUGACGAUCUUAUAGCCUUAUCCACCUUCGCCACUCACCCCUUUGCGCAGAAAUCUAUUGCAGAUGCCGCCACGAGCAUUUUGAAUGAUCGUUUUUUCAGCACAAGUGACCAAGUCGAAAACUGUAUCAAACCAUACAAGUACGAAAUUGAAAUAGACGAUGUUGAAUGGGCUAAAGGUAGGGAGAACAUUAGUAGGACAUUAAAGGAGGAGCUCAAAGCCUGCCAAUCUUCUCUGAAACACGUUGAGGAUACCGUAGGAAAACGCAAGCUUAAGGAUGUUGUGACAUUUGUGGACAAAGUACGAAGGGGCGAUAUUCAAAUCGAGGGCGAUGGCAGCGGAGGAGCCGGGGGCUUUAGUGCUGCCUUGAUACAACAAGGUCGAGAGGGAGCCUUUCUUCGUGAUAGAGCGGAUAUCAUCAAAAUGCGACUCCUUGCCCUGCGUUCCAAGCAAUGCGCCUCGAAAAAAAAUAAAUACCAUUGCCCUGAAAUAUUUCUUGAUGUCGUUGCGGACAAACUCACCGCUACAGCUGUCCUUUUCCUAAACGUGGAACUUCUCUCUGAGUUUUAUUAUCAUUUCCCGCGUGAGCUUGACUCCAGACUUGGCCGCCAUCUAUCUGACGCAGAAGUCGAGCGAUUCGCACGGGAGGAUCCCCGUAUUCGUCGACAUCUUGACAUAAUUCAAAAGAAAGAGAUGCUGGAGUUAGUACUGCAAAAGAUAGAGAGCUUAAGACAAUUAGAGGGGAGGAGUAAGUCGAAUUCCCAGCAACGAAAUAUCAAUUCAAAAGAACGAGGCAAGGGAUGGCGUCUUUUUUGA
Molecule: messenger RNA, 2772 nt
Organism: Ophidiomyces ophidiicola
Lineage: Eukaryota; Fungi; Ascomycota; Eurotiomycetes; Onygenales; Onygenaceae
Gene: msp1
Product: mitochondrial dynamin GTPase Msp1
Exons: 3
Coding region: 1-2772 (923 amino acids)
Cellular component (GO): microtubule; membrane; cytoplasm
Molecular function (GO): GTPase activity; GTP binding; microtubule binding
Source: RefSeq, a predicted model, not a curated record